Cordyceps fumosorosea ARSEF 2679 is the source of this 1485-nucleotide messenger RNA. Its product is annotated as tetratricopeptide repeat domain containing protein. The transcript is spliced from 4 exons. Gene Ontology annotation, molecular function: protein binding. Bases 1 to 1485 code for a protein of 494 amino acids. NCBI's taxonomy places the organism in Eukaryota, Fungi, Ascomycota, Sordariomycetes, Hypocreales, Cordycipitaceae. The record is from RefSeq and is a predicted model, not a curated record.
AUGAGCGACUUUGAGCCUAAACAAGGUCUGUAUACCAAGAACACUGUGUUUCGACGGGCGGCAACGCUGACGUCCUCGCUAGUCGACCGCUCCUCUAUAUUUGAGAUUGUGCCCAUGUACGACGCGCAGAGGCUCCGACCCGAGGCUUUAAAACUCCUUGAACUCCUUGCCUUUCUUGGCACCGGCCUGCCCGAGGACCUCGUCAAGGCCCUGGCCCUCGAGCUGCUGCCUGCUGACAACGACGACUUGGACACGACCUACGACUCGGCGGCGUACGUCGCGGGGCGCGACGUGCUGGCCAUGGAGCCGCUCAUCGUGCUCGAGGGCCCCAGGCGGCGGCUCGUACUCUUAGACGCUCUGCAGGACCAGGUAAUUGCGACGCUAAGCGAUUCGAAGCGGCACCACUUCUUCGUGGGUGUCACAAGGAGGAUCUGGGCGAGGUGGCCGGCAGGGCUGCCAGCGCCGACGCAGCGCGGGGUGCUGCCGGAGCCUGGGAGGUGGACGCAGCAGCAGGGGCUGCUCAGCUUGCUCUGCGCCAAGCUGAUGACAGAAAGAGCAUGGUACCAGAUUGAACGCGGCUUCCGAUCGAAAAUUUUGCCGACCCUCAUCACUGCCAUGGAGAUUGGGCUCAAGACCGAGCACCCCGACCAGCAGGCCUUUAUUGCCGACGUACACUUCUGCCUCGGCGUGGUUGCCAUGGAGUCCAACGACUUUGCUGUCAGCCGCAUCAACAAGGAGAAAUUUUUCGAUGCCGUCUCCCAGGUCUGCACCGCCCUCGGCGUCGAAGAUGAGCGGCUCGCGGUGGCCUACGCGGAGCGCGGCAUCUCGCGCGUGCAGGAUGCGCAAUACGACGAGGCAGUAGCGGACCUUGGCGCGUCAAUCCGCAUUAUGCGACGGCUGCGCGGAGGCGCGUAUGUACCGCAAGUGGCGGAGGCGAACAUGGCGUGGGCACUGAUUGCGAAAAACCAACUUGAAGAGGCUGGCGCGCUGCUGGCGGAGAGCUUGGAGGCGAGACGAGAGCGGCUCGGCGAGCACGACGUGGAGGGUACGGCGACCGGGCAGCUCCUUGCGGCGAUGGCAGCGCUGCGGGCCGUGCAAGGCGAUUUGGACGGCAGCCAUGCACUUCACCAGCAGGCGUGGGAGCACCUCCGGAAGGUGGUCGGUACGCGCGACCCGUGCACCGCGCGGGUUACGCACCAGCUCGCCGAGCACCUCUUGAGCCAGAGGCAAACAGAGGAGGCUUUGACCUUGAUCAACGACGCGCUCAACGUUUGGAGCCUCGACCCGCUCGCGAACCAGAACGAGGAGGCGCGGACAGUGUAUCUGAAGUGUCGGGCGAUGGCGGCGCUGGGAAGGUCGGAAACUGCAAUGAGGUUGCGUGACAAGGCGAUAAUGCUGUAUAAUGCAAUCACAACGGAGAGCAAGGAUGCGAACACCAUACGUGUGGCGGACUUUGAUGCCCUCGUGCCGUUUUGGUCUCGGUAG